Messenger RNA from Ambispora leptoticha, 234 nucleotides. Lineage: Eukaryota; Fungi; Glomeromycota; Glomeromycetes; Archaeosporales; Ambisporaceae. The record is from the annotation of a GenBank genome assembly.
AUGUUGUGCCUCUUGCCUCCGAGGCAACUUAAACGCAUCAGAUGUCAAUCGUCAGGUGAGUCAAGGACUAAAGGUCUUUGGCUUAUAUUUUAUCUUAACAUGGAACAUAUUCUCAGGCAGAAGUCCGGAAUUUCCAAAUCAGCAAAUGAAUGGUGGCAACACUUUGGGCAGGCUUCAAAUCGCAAAAUUAAAGGUGGCAACACUUUGGAUAAGUUCGCAUUCAUUUAUGAUUGA